Emiliania huxleyi CCMP1516 is the source of this 1640-nucleotide messenger RNA. RefSeq lists its product as hypothetical. The coding region runs from base 54 to 1640 and encodes 528 amino acids. NCBI's taxonomy places the organism in Eukaryota, Haptophyta, Isochrysidales, Noelaerhabdaceae. The transcript has 13 exons. The record is from RefSeq and is a predicted model, not a curated record. Gene Ontology annotation, molecular function: metal ion binding.
GCUGCGCCUUAGCCCACAGGCCCAAGCCUUACACCUUCUGCGCUUGAACAAGCAUGCGCCGACGAGAGCACCGCUGUGCCAUAUCGCUGGCGUGGCUGCUGCUUCAGACGGCGUCGCUACGGCCUCCGCGGCGGGAGGUCUGCCGCGGAUUGAUUGCGGGCUCCUCGCUGGCGUCGCUCCCAGCUUCAGCGGUGCCACGGUACACUGAUCGUGUUGCCCGGUCCGGCGGGCCUGGCGCAGCGACGCUGGAGACCGUGGAGGGCCCAGGGACGGACGGUCGGGCGUAUGGGCUGCUUCGCCUUCCCGACGGCGCUCGCUGCCUGCUCGCCUCUGCCGCGCCGUCUCUUACCUUCGACGGAGACCGAGGCAACGUGCUGGCAGGGCAGGCGGUGGAAGUCGCGGUGACGGUGGGAUGCGGGUCGAUGCGGGACCCGGACGACUGGGAGGGGCUGGCCCACCUUGCAGAACACGUGACGCUCGCCUCCGCCGCGGGUGUGCGGCUGACGGAGUGGGUCGACGAGCGGGAGGGCGAGGUGAACGGAUUCACGGAGGAGGAGAGGACGACCUUCACCUUUCAGCUGGGCAGGCCGGACGAGCCGAGGGGCGAGGCCGAGGAGGCGGCGGACGCGAGGGACGUCCUCAUCUCCGCGGUCGGCGUUGCGUCGCGCGGCGUGCCGGCGCAUCUCGCGGCGGAGGCCAAGUCGUUGGCUCUCCUUGGCUGGCGCUACUCGUCGCGUGCGCCGUCGGCCAUCGAGCUGCACACAUUCGUCGGCGACGCGCAGACCGUCGCCGACGCGGCGACGGACGCGGCGCGGCGCGCGCUGUCGUUCUCGGAGGCGGUCGUGACGCUCUACUGCCCCUCGCUCGACGGCCUCGGCCCGCUCGCGCAGCUCGGCCCGCUCCUGCAGCCAAGCGCGUACGCACAGCAGUGGGGCGAGAUCGGCAGCUCCCUCCGAAAGGCAUCGGCCAAAAAGGAGAAAUGCCACGCCCUCGCCGCCGUCACCUGCUUUCGGCCAGACACUCCCUUUGGAGUCGUGCUGCUCUCGCUCGAGUCCGACCGCCCCUCGGCCCUGCGCGCCGUCGACCCGGCGGCCACCUCCGCCUCCGCGGCUUGCGGCGAGCUCUGGAAGCUGUCGGCGAUCGCGGAGCCCGCCAGCCUCGCCGCCCGCUGCGGCGUCAAGGUCGAGCUUUCUGCGGAGCUCUCCUUCCACGCGCGCGGCGCCCGCCUGGCCGCCACCGGAGGCGCCUCUCGCGUCGGCCCGCUGCUCCUCGCCCUCCUCGCCUCCGCCGCGGAGGAGGAGGGGUCUGCGGCCGUGCCGCCCGACGCGUCCCUCGAGAUGGCCGCGGUGAAGCGAUCCGCUACAGCGUCGGCUUCGGCGAGCGGCGUGAGGAGCGAGGCGGCCGCGUUCUGGCGCUCGGUGCGCGGCGCGCAGCUGCUGCUCGCCGGCAGCUUCAGCCGCGCAGACUCGGACGCCCUCGUCGACGGCGCGGAGCCGCUGGUGCGGAGCGAGGUGCUCGCCGAGUGGGGGCCGCUGCUGUACAAGCCGAGCUACACGCCGCGCCCGCUCGCAAACAAUUUGUGCCUGGUCCCGGCGUUCGGCGCGACGCUCGACCAGUGCGGUUUGCGCAUCGGCGCGUAG